AUGCACAGUUACUGGUCACCAGUUUUUCUGCCAUAUCCGGAUGGCAGCCAAUAUCCCAGUAACAUUCAGAAUGUUGGUUAUCCAUUUCAAUAUGGAAUGGGAACUCUGACUCCUCACAUCGCUACAAGCUCCGCAACGAGCGGAAGAGGUUGUUCAGAGAAUAGUCCCGAUUGUAGGGAAACUGCAGUGCCAUGUACAAACUCAAUUGUUGAUGAAGAAAGUAAAGAGGAUAGACCCAAAUCACCUGAAACCGACGAUUGCACUACCGGUUCACUACAAUUAGUGCAAACGGAUGGUGAUAAUAUAAUUGAGGAGCCAAGGUCGGGGAUGGAAUUCAAUUCUUUUGAAGAUUUACAUAGUUAUUAUAAGGAUUAUGCUAAGAAAUGCGGGUUUGGGGUGAUGACACAAAGGAGUGAGAAGGGAGAUGAUCAAAGUAUCAGAUAUGUCACUCUUGGUUGUGCCCGUGGAGGGAAAGCCCGGAUUAAGAGUUUGAACGUUGCAAAGCCACGCCCGACAGGAAAGACGGAUUGUAAGGCAAGGAUUAAUGCCUUAAAGGUUGAAGGAAAGAUGCGGUUAACAACAGUCCAUAAUACACAUAAUCACGGCCUCAGUCCAAAGAAAUCUCGCUUCUUUCGUUGUAACAGAGAAGUGAGUGAGACUGUAAAAAGAGUCUUAGAUACAAACGACUUGGCUGGGAUCCGGAUGAAUAAGAGUUUCGGAUCUCUUGUCGUUGGUGCAGGAGGUUUCGAGAACCUCCCAUUUUUAGAAAAGGAUUGUCGCAAUUAUAUAGAUAAGGCACGUCAUCUACGACUUGGUGCAGGUGGUGCUGGAGUACUUCGAGAUUAUUUUUUGAGGAUGCAGUACAAGAAUAAUGGUUUUUUUGCAUUGAUGGACUUAAGUGAUGAUGGGAGGCUAAAGAAUUGUAUGGAUGGUAUACCUCCAAAAGCUAUUAUUACUGAUCAAGAUAGAGCAAUGAAAAAUGCAAUUGCUAAGGUCUUUCCAGAAAGUCGGCAUAGAUUCUGUUUAUGGCAUAUACUGAAGAAAGUUCCCGAGAAGCUUGGGUCAUAUGCUGCCUACAAAAGUGGACUAAAAAGUCACCUAAUGAAAUGUGUGUACGACACUCAAACAGUUGAGGAGUUUGAGAAAUGUUGGGAUGGGUUACUUAACACAUAUGAUUUACAUGAGAAUGUCUGGUUGAAAAGUUUAUAUGAUGAGCGUCAGCAUUGGGUACCAGUAUUCUUAAAAGAGUACUUCUGGGCUGGAAUGAGUACAACCCAGCGUAGUGAAAGUAUGAAUGCUUUUUUUGAUGGUUAUGUUCAUGCGAAGACAAAUUUGAAGGAGUUUGUCGACCAGUUUGACAGUGCACUGAGGAAAAAAAUUGAGAAUGAAAACAAUGCCGACUUCCACACAUUUAGCGUCACCAUUCCCUGUAUAUCUAGAUCUCCAAUUGAGAAGAGAUUUCAAGAGUUAUACACGAAUGCUAAAUUUAGGGAAGUCCAGCAGCAAGUAAUGGGUGUGCUCGAUAUGGAUCCGUGUCUACUUAGUGAGGAUGGUGUAAUGAAAAGAUAUCUGGUGGAAGAUGAAGUUCGCGUUGAAGAGUUCACUAAGCUUGUUACGUAUUCAGUGAACUUCAAUGUGGAAGACUGCGAUGGAAAGUGUUCAUGUGGGUUAUUCGAGAUGAGGGGGAUACUGUGUAGGCAUAUUUUAGCCAUCUUCAAAGCUAACGGUAUAAAGUUAUUGCCAGACCGGUACAUUUUAGAUCGAUGGAGGAAGGACAUUAAGAGGAGAUACACGUUAAUCCACAGUAGCUAUGAUGCUGGGAAUCAGAGGCCAGAUGGGAAUAGAUAUUCAAGUUUGCUGAAUAUAUGUUAUCAGAUGAUAACUUAUGCAGCGGGUUCCAAUGAGCAGUUUGAAGAUGCAAAAAAGAAGUUAUAUUCAAUGAUUGACUUGUACCGUGAUAAUCAACACCCCCCAUCUAUGACUCAAACAGGUUCGAAUGCUGGUUGUACAACACUGGACACAAAUGCUGUUGGUAGUUCAAAGCCCGUACUAAGUCCAAAUGUUGUGCGAGGGAAAGGAAGACCUCCAUCUUUGAGGAGAGCAUCUAGGAUGGAGAAAGAAAUGCGGAAGGUUAAAGCCAAGCAGAAAAAAGCACCAGGAACAGGGAAACGUAAACAGUUAUGUAUAUUAGCUUUAUGA
Messenger RNA from Juglans regia (Persian walnut), 2199 nucleotides. RefSeq names its product protein FAR1-RELATED SEQUENCE 4-like. The record is from RefSeq and is a predicted model, not a curated record. NCBI's taxonomy places the organism in Eukaryota, Viridiplantae, Streptophyta, Magnoliopsida, Fagales, Juglandaceae. Gene Ontology annotation, molecular function: zinc ion binding. The coding region runs from base 1 to 2199 and encodes 732 amino acids. The transcript has 5 exons.